UAUCCGCAAGCGGAAACAUGUAGCAAUGUAUUACACAAGUACAUCACGACAUAUAUAAGGAAAAAUGAACUCAGAAUAAUACAUACAGAUUUAUGGAAUGAAUGAUGUAAACUAUAUAUUAUUAAUAUAUUAGUUAAACCAAUAGCAAUUGAGUAACAAUGACGGGUUGGUCUAUACCGUGUUGAAGUAUUAAAAUAUGAAUUGAAGUGCAAAGUGUUAAAUAUGGAGAUAUCUAUAUAUUGUGCGAUUGUGUUCUUUAUUGUCCCCUUCGUGCUCGACGUGUGUGAAGCCACGUGUGAAGAAUACACCAUCAUAUUGGAAGAGAGGACAUGUCCAAGAUACAUAAUAAAACCUUUGACACAGUAACCACGAAAUAUUAAAUUGGGUUGGAACAAAUAAUGACUGCAAUUCUACAGAAAUAUAUAACGAAAAUAAAGAAUGCCUACUAGAAUUCGAGUGCUUGGGUUCAGUGCUUACGUGUAUAGAUCAUAUUAAACUAACUAAUAAGCAAAGUCAUAUAGUUCUUCAUCAAACUCCUGAAGUCAUUAAAAGAAGUUUAAGAAAUGGUACAUUGUAUGUAAAUAAUAAUAAAACAGAAGAACCGAACACUACACUCAACGAAAAUGAUGGCACAUCAAUGUUUAAUGUUCACCUAUUUUAUAAUAACGUUGACGACAAACUUGAUGUUUCAAGCACAAACAAUAAGAAAUUGAAAAUGCAUGAUAACAUUCGCUGUAGAUAUGCCGAAAUAGUUUGCAACAAUAAGGAAAGUUUAGAGAACAACACUUCAGUAUACUUUGGAAAUACUGACAGUAAUUUUCAUGAUAACUCCACGAUUUUUAUAGACUUAUCCAUAGAUCGGGAUGAAACUAGUCCUUUACAACCAAUAUUUACGGGCUAUUUUCCAGAACUAUCAAAAGAAGAUUUGUCCUCUUAUGAAAAUGAUUUUAAAGAUCUAAAAACAGCAUCAUUAAAAUGUCCAAUAUUAAAGAACGAUACUGACAAAUGUGACAAGAGUAAAUCUGUACAUAUACACAUUAAUACAAACUAUAUUCAAAAUAAUACAAAAACAAAUUAUCCAAAUUGUACUAUGGACACCGCAACGAUUCACAGCACUUUUAAUUUGAUAUGCAAUAACGUAACAUUUGCAAAAUAUAAUACACAACUAAAGUUUACUUCAAAACCCGAAGUAAAAAAAACACCAACACCAAUAUCUGAUGGAAAACAAGACCCUCGAAGUUGGAGCUGCGAAAUGAUAGGUUUUUUAACAACUAAAGGACUAGAUAAUGACUUUAGUGAAAUUAAUUUCAAGAAAUGUUUCAAAGAUUUAAGUAAUACUAACACCUCUACCGCUGGAGAUAAAAAUGACGUUAAAUCUACUGAAAUAGACGUUUUGAAAAACGAUAACACAACAGACGUAAAUUUAAGGAAAUUGAUAAAAAUAAUCAUAAAUGAAAAUGGCAAUUGUACACAAAAUUUAGAUUUUUUGAACCUUCAACGAGGAAAAUUUAUCGAUUUUGGAGUAACUAAACAAAAUGUUUUCAAAAAUGAUGAAAUUGAAAUAAAUCUUUCUAACUGUAUGAAAGUAAAAAAAUUUACCCUAAAUGACACUGAUAAAUUACCUCAUAAAAAUCUAGAAAUUAUAAUCUCUUCAAAAAAUAAAUCACUAAAUGCUUUUGAAUUAAAGUUAUUAAAUAGAUCUACCAAUCAAAAGGGGGAAACAGAGAGAAUAUUUCUGGGGUGUGAUCAUUCUAAUAAUCCUAAUAACAAAACCAAUCAAAAUAUCACCGUGCUACAAUGUGAAUCAAUUGAUGCAAAAGAUUUAAUAGUCCCAGAAAAUACAACACGAGACCAUCGAAGCUGGAACUGCCAAAUCCCAAAAGUCAAGGAUUCUUUAAUCACUAAACGAAGAAAUAAUCACAUUAACGAAAUUGAUUUCAAUAAUUGUUUAAAGGAUUCAAGUUUAAGUAGCAAUGAAAUCGCUAAUAAUAAAGAAAAAAAUAAACUUAUAUCAUCCAAACCUCAUUUUUUGGAAAAAGUUAAUACUACAGAUAAAAAUUCAAAGAAGUUGAUAAAAAUAAUUAUGAAUGAAAAUACUAAUUGUACCAAGAUUCCAUCUUUAAAACUGCAACAUGGAAAAUUCUUCGAUUUUGGAGUAAAAAGUUAUGAACGGAAUGUUCUCGAAAAUGACGUUGUUGAAAUAAAUCUUUCUAACUGCCUCAAAGCUAACUAUUCUACAAUGAAUGAUACUAAUAAACUAACUCAAGAAAAAGACAAUAUAGUAGAUAUGACAAUAUUUUUAAAAAAUGAAUCACUUAAUGCUGCAGAUUUGAAGUUAUUAAACGGAGCUCCCAAAGAAAUCAACGAAUCAGAGAAACUAAUUCUGCGGUGUGAUCGUUCGAAUAACUCCAAUAAUAAAACUAGUACUGAGCUACAAUGCGAAACCAUUGACUUAAAAGAUUUAAAAAUGCUAGAAAACAAUAUAGAUAUAAAUCAGGAUAUAACACAAGACGAUCAAGGCUGGAACUGUCAAAUCAUAGAAUUUAAUUCUUCUUUAUCAAGUACAGGAAAAAUCAAGAAAACAUAUUUCAAGGAUUGUUUUAAGAGUAACAGUAAGGAAAAAAAUGAACUUACGUCUUCCAAACCAGAUCUCGUGAAUAAAUAUAAUAUAACAGACAUAAAUCCGAAGAAGUUGAUUAAAAUAAUCAUGAGGGAAAAUAUCAAUUGUACCCAGAACAUUGCUUUAAAUAUCCAACACGGAAAACUCGUCGAUUUUGGAGUGACGAAAUCGAAUGUUCUGGAGAAUGAUAUUGUCGAAAUAAAUCUUUCUAAUUGUAUCAAAUCCAAACAAUCUACAAUAAAUAGUACUGACAAACUACUUACAACAGAAAUGACAAUCUUUUUGAAAAAUGAAUCACUAAAUGCUUCUGAUUUGAAGUUAUUAAAUAAUGUUCCAAAACAAGAACGGAAGGAAACAGAUGGAAACGAUCGAUUAUUUCUACGGUGUGAUAGUUCUAAUGUCCCUAACAGUAAAACAACUAAUAGAAAUAAAGCAUUAGAAUGCGAAACCAUUGAAUUAAAAGACUUAAUAAAACUUGAAAAUAGCAGAGAUAUAAAUCAGAAUAUAACAAAAGAUACAUCCAUUGACAAUAACAAUAAUGAUAAAAAUGAGAAGAAGAAUGUAGAGGGUAACAAAACCUUUACUAAGAAUAUAGGAGAAAAAGAUAAAAGAGAUAUUCAAAACCUAAUUACUUUUAAUAGGAAGAAAGAUGUAAAUAAACUUGGAAAGGCAGAAAAUCUUAAUGUAGAAGACGUUGACGUUGAAAAGAUAAUACUAAUAACACUAGCUGCAAUAGCUGGUACCAGCACACUUCUCCUUUUAGCAUUGCGAUUCUGUAAAAAGCCUGGACAUCAUUACAAUCCAGCAGCGACACGGGAACCUGCAGUUGAUGAAGAGACAGCAUUUUAGAUAACGACAUAGUCGAGUGGUCUUGCGGCUGCGACUACCAACGAUACCAUGAUAUGUUUAUGUUGUGUAAGUAUAUUUAAGUGAUGUAAAUAAUAAUAAAUUAAGAAUUGUAUACCGUGUUCGCAUAUUUUGUUUCCUUUGUGAUAUAAUUUAAAGCUAUAAAUAUAACA
Spodoptera litura is the source of this 3639-nucleotide messenger RNA. Lineage: Eukaryota; Metazoa; Arthropoda; Insecta; Lepidoptera; Noctuidae. The record is from RefSeq and is a predicted model, not a curated record.